Molecule: messenger RNA, 7145 nt
Organism: Bactrocera dorsalis (oriental fruit fly)
Lineage: Eukaryota; Metazoa; Arthropoda; Insecta; Diptera; Tephritidae
Exons: 2
Coding region: 216-1619 (467 amino acids)
Biological process (GO): chromatin remodeling
Cellular component (GO): nucleus
Source: RefSeq, a predicted model, not a curated record
GGACCCGCCACGUAAAAAAACACCCCCAAUGAAAAAGCAAGCACAGCCUCGGAUGAGAGACCCCCCCUUUUGAUGACGACCAUGGCAAACGAAAUAAGGACUAUGAUUUGAGGGCAUGCACCUGGAAUGUCCGGUCCCUUAAUUGGGAAGGUGCCACUGCUCAGCUGGUAGAUGUCCUCGUAAAGAUAAAGGCUGACAUCACCGCCGUUCAAGAAAUGCGAUGGACGGGACAAAGACAGAGACGAGUAGGUCCUUGUGACAUUUACUACAGUGGCCAUAUAAAGGAGCGCAAGUUUGGUGUUGGAUUCGUGGUGGGAGAGAGACUCCGUCGCCGAGUACUAUCAUUCACUCCGGAGAAUGAACGUCUAGCCACAAUCCGCAUCAAAGCGAGGUUCUUCAACAUAUCGCUUAUUUGCGCCCACGCCCCGACGGAAGAGAAGGACGAUGUGACCAAAGAUGCUUUUUAUGAGUGCUUGGAGCGCACUUAUGAGAGAUGCCCCCGCCACGAUGUCAAAAUCGUGCUUGGCGACUUCAACGCCAGGGUGGGUAAAGAAGGUAUCUUUGGCACUACGGUCGGUAAAUUCAGCCUCCACGACGAAACAUCCCCAAAUGGGUUGAGGCUGAUCGACUUCGCCGGGGCCCGAAAUAUGGUUAUCUGUAGUACUAGAUUCCAGCAUAAGAAGAUACAUCAAGCUACCUGGCUGUCUCCGGAUCGAAAAACCACCAACCAGAUCGAUCAUGUUGUGACAGACGGAAGACACGUCUCCAGUGUUUUAGAUGUGCGUGCGCUCCGAGGUCCUAACAUCGACUCGGACCACUAUCUUGUUGCAGCCAAGAUUCGCACCCGCCUCUGUGCAGCAAAAAACGCACGCCAACAAACACAAGGAAGGUUCGACGUCGAGAAGCUGCAAUCACAACAGACAGCCGAACGAUUUUCUACUCGGCUUGCACUCCUGCUCUCUGAGAGCACUCGUCAACAACUCGGUAUAAGGGAACUGUGGGACGGCAUUUCAAACUCCUUACGUACAGCUGCAACCGAAACCAUUGGUUUUCGGAAAGUGCAAAAUAACAGCUGGUACGACGAGGAGUGCCGUGUCGCAGCGGAGAGAAAACAGGCUGCCUACCUCGCAACGUUACGAUCGACCACAACACGUGCGGGAUGGGAUAGAUACCGAGAGUUGAAGAGGGAAGCGAGACGCAUUUGCAGACAGAAGAAGAAAGAGGCCGAAAUGCGUGAGUACGAACAGUUUGAUAAGCUGGCCGACAGGGGUAAUGCUCGAAAAUUCUACGAAAAAAUGCGGCGACUUACAGAAGGUUUCAAGACCGGAGCAUACUCCUGUAGAACCCCCAAAGGUGAUCUAGCCACCGAUGCCCAGAGCAUACUUAGAUUAUGGAGGGAACACUUCUCCAGCCUGCUGAAUGGCAGUGAACACAUAGCACCAGGAGAAGGCGAACCCGAUUCCCCAAUCGAUGACGAUGGAGCAGACGUUCCAUUGCCCGGCCAUGACGAAGUUCGAAUAGCAGUUGCCCGCCUGAAGAACAAGCGAGCUAUUCAAACACGGCGGCGAAGAACUGAUAAGGAGCAUGCAUCAGCUUCUUUGCAAAAUAUGGUCGGAUGAGAGCAUGCCCAACGAUUGGAAUUUAAGUGUGCUAUGCCCAAUCCAUAAAAAAGGAGACCCCACAAUCUGCGCCAACUACCGUGGGAUUAGCCUCCUCAACAUCGCAUAUAAGGUUCUGUCGAGCGUAUUGUGUGAAAGAUUAAAGCCCACUGUCAACAAGCUGAUUGGACCUUAUCAGUGUGGCUUCAGACCUGGUAAAUCAACAACCGACCAGAUAUUCACCAUGCGCCAAAUCUUGGAAAAGACCCGUGAAAGGAGAAUCGACACUCACCACCUAUUCGUCGAUUUCAAAGCUGCUUUCGACAGCACGAAAAGGAGCUGACUUUAUGCCGCGAUGUCUGAAUUUGGUAUCCCCGCAAAACUGAUACGGCUGUGUAAACUGACGUUGAGCGGCACCAAAAGCUCCGUCAGGAUCGGGAAGAACCUCUCCGAGCCGUUCGAUACCAAACGAGGUUUCAGACAAGGCGACUCCCUAUCGUGCGACUUUUUCAAUCUGCUGCUGAAGAAAAUAGUUCGAGCUGCAGAACUUAAUCGAGCAGGUACAAUCUUCUAUAAGAGUGUACAGCUGCUGGCGUAUGCCGAUGAUAUUGAUAUCAUCGGUCUCAACACCCGCGCCGUUAGUUCUGCUUUCUCCAGACUGAACAAGGAAGCAACGCAAAUGGGUCUGGCAGUGAACGAGGGCAAGACGAAAUAUCUCCUGUCAUCAAACAAACAGUCGUCGCACUCGCGACUUGGCACUCACGUCACUGUUGACAGUCAUGACUUUGAAGUUGUAGAUAAUUUCGUCUAUUUAGGAACCAGCAUUGACCAACCAACAAUGUCAGCCUAGAAAUCCAACGCAGGAUUACUCUUGCCAACAGGUGCUACUUCGGACUGAGUAGGCAAUUGAAAAGUAAAGUCCUCUCUCGACGAACAAAAACCAAACUCUAUAAGUCGCUCAUAAUUCCCGUCCUGCUAUAUGGUGCAGAGGCUUGGACGAUGACAACAACCGAUGAGUCGACGUUGCGAGUUUUCGAGAGAAAAGUUCUGCGGAAGAUUUAUGGUCCUUUGCGCGUUGGCCACGGCGAAUACCGCAACCGAUGGAACGAUGAGCUGUACGAGAUAUACGACGACAUUGACAUAGUCCAGCGAAUUAAAAGACAGCGGCUACGCUGGCUAGGUCAUGUUGUCCGGAUGGAUGAAAACACUCCAGCUCUGAAAGUAUUCGACGCAGUACCCGCCGCGGGAAGCAGAGGAAGAGGAAGACCUCCACUCCGUUGGAAGGACCAAGUGGAGAAGGACCUGGCCUCGCUUGGAAUAUCCAAUUGGCGCCACGUAGCGAAGAGAAGAAACGAUUGGCGCGCUGUUGUUGACUCGGCUAUAAUCGCGUAAGCGGUGUCUACGCCAGUGAAGAAGAAGAAGAAGAAAUACUUACGCUUAGUCUGAUGUGGGGUAAAAUAAUUUCUAAUAAAAAAAUACGUAACCUCAGACGAGUGGUAAUUUUGACACCAGCACUGGUAUAUGUCCGCUUAUAUAACACGCACGACUGUCCAAACACAAUUGAAUAAUAAUAACAGAAUAAUGAGAAGAUACCAGGAGAAUGAAAUUGAUAGCGCUCAACUGAAGAGAGUAAGAGAGAAAACAAACCACAAGGUGUAAAGUUUACCACCACCUCAGUAGUUAAAGGUUAAAAAAAAAAUAUAUAAAAUAAAUAAAAUAUAAGCAAGUUAGAUGCGGAUAUGCGGAUUUUGUAAUAAAAUCCGAGAUAUAGAAAAUAUUUUACUUGAAAAACUGUAUACGAAAGAUUAAAACGAAUAUUGUAAUAAAAUUCGUUUAACAAACAAGUUAUUAAAAUUGUACACGGAAAUUGUAAACGCGGAUAUUGCGAUCGAAUUGAAUAACAUAAAAGUUAUCAGAAUUGUAUGCGGAAAAAGCGAAUAUUGUAACGCAAGCUAAAAGGAAAUAUUAUUAUUGAAACUAAGAUUUUUAGAAUAAAUGCAUCAGCAGUGCAUUGGAACGAGCUGCAGAAAUUAAUCUACGCAAAACAACUAUUGAAGGGUGCGGCAAAGAUUCUUAUAAGAAGCCAAAGAGGAAUAAGCAGUUGGAGUUCACUAAAACUAGCGCUGCGGCAGGAAUUUGGUAUAGCAUUAUCAUCGAUUGAAGUACACCGUACUUUACGUAGUCGUCGGAAGCGACAUGGGGAAGAUCUUCGAGAAUAUUUAUACGUUUUAAUGGAGUUGGGGAAACCGAUAGAGCUACAUGACUCAAGCCUAAUAGAAUAUUUCAUCGAAGGCAUACCGGACUCAAGGUCGAACAAAACUAACCUAUACCAGGCGAAAACUAUACAGGAUUUGAAGGAGCAGAUCAAGGUAUACGAGAUAGAACAUAGAAACAGUUCAAAAAUGCGACAUGUAGAGGCGUUGAGUAGGCUAUCUUGUCUCAUUAUAGAAGAUUCCCUAAUCCACCGGCUGAAGCAAGCACAGGAAGAGAACGAUUGGGUACGAGCUGUGUUGAAAGUUCUAGAGAAGAGCGACUACGAAGACUUUUAUAUCAAACAUGGAGUACUGUAUAAGGAUUCAACAAGAGAACUCUUGGUAGUUCCAUCAGUUAUGGAAAACGAAAUCAUCAACAUGGCACAUAGGCAAGGGCACUUUUCCAUCAAAAAAACGGAAGAAGCAGUAGAAAAAACAUUUUAUAUACCAAAUUUAAAUAGGAAGGCGACAAAGGUUGUAGGAAGUUGCGUGGAGUGUAUCAUCAACGAUACGAAGUCAGGAAAGAAAGAAGGUUUCCUAAAUCCCAUUAGUAAAGAACACUACAUCUCGAUCACGUUGGGCCGCUGGAGUCGACAAAAAAGGCAUGUAACUACAUCCUUGUGAUGGUAGACGCAUUCUCCAAGUUCGUUUGGCUACAUCCAACUAAGAACACAGGAGCUGAUACAGUCGUCGAAUGCUUAAAGAGCAGCCGUUUUCGGAAAUCCAAGGCGUGUCAUAACAGACAGGCGCGGCCUUUAGGUCGAAUUUGUUUAAACAGUACUGCGAGGAUGAGGAAAUCCAGCAUUUAUUAAUAGCUACGGGAGUGCCACGAGCAAACGGGCAAGUAGAGCGCAUACAUCAGAUUAUUAUUCCGAUGAUAGGUAAGUUGGGAAACGAGAGUUCGGGAUACUGAUAGAAGCACGUGGAUCGUGGGCAGCUAAUAAUCAACAGCAUGCCGCCAAGAAGCACCAGACAAUCACCUUUUAGAAUUAUGACUGGACUUGAGAUGCGAUUGAAAGGAAUACCACAUUUACUCGAACUGCUGGAGGAAUCAGCCAUCGAAGAGCUCGAUGCAGAACGCGAGGUAAUUCGUCAGGAGACACGACACAAUAUUGCUAGGAUUCAGCAAGAAAAUAGGAGAACAUUCAACAAAAGGCGAAGUGUAGAGGUCGACUAUAAUAAAAACGAGCUAGUAGCCAUCAAGCGAACGCAGUGUGGAGCAGGAUUGAGACUUAAAGCAAAAUUCUUCGGGCUAUAUAGAAUUGAUAAGGAGAUGGCACGCGGAAGAUAUGAAGUCGAGAAGAUCGGUGAUCAUGAAGGACCAAGACGCACGAUAACAAUUGCUGAAUUUAUUUCGGAGCCGAAUGAACAGUCAAGAUAGCCGAAUGUAGGACUGUGUAAACGGACAAUAAGACUGAAACAGAAAUGCAACACUGUGUAGAGAACAGAUGUGACAGCAGCGAACGGACUGGAAUGACAAUAUUAUUAAAAUUACAAAAGAAAACGGCUAUUUUUAAAAUCAAAUCCGACAUAUAUGUAUUUUUUAUAAUAUAAGAAAAAUGUCAGGAAUGUUUCUAACGACUCCGAAAGUUUUUUGUUAGGUGAGUGGUGUAAUUGUUUUUUAAAUCACAGCGGCGUAAUUCCAUGUCAUUAAUCGAAAAGUGCUAUUUACACUAUUUUGGGUUUCGUGUAAGGAAUGAAGAAUAAUCUUGGUUUCAACAUAAAUGUUGUGUAAUGUGUGUGAGACAACUAAAUCUAAACACACUACCCAGUAUCCAAACUUGUCUUCGUCCAACAGACCCAUCCUACGUAGUGUCGAACUCCCUGUUCCAAAGCCCCUAAAUCAAUCUGAAAAUCAGGAUUCUAUUCUGGAACUUGUUCUAAGUCACCACGAUGAACUAUCUGAAGAAAGCGACCUGUGUUCGAAAGAAUCACACUUAUUGACACAAAGUGAUUUAAACGAUUUAGUAUGUAAUUUUGAUUUACCUAAAAAACACAAUUUUAUAUCAAUCCUUAAGACGAAAAAUUACAAAGACUUAAUAACUGAACUUAUAAUGUCGUAAAAGGGUUAAACCACGUCAAGUGGACCUCGAACAUUUCGCUAAAUCACCGAUUUUGAAAAUUAGCACAUCAUUAGUUGAGGGAUCAGACAUGAUAUAAAUAUUUCGUUAAAAUUCAGUUUUUUUUAAUGUUAUUGAAGGUUGAAUUUUAGAACACGACAAAUUUGUAAAAUUAUCUUCUCAUAAACUUCUGCAAAUAAAUCGAUGAAAUAUUGUGUACACAAAAAAAAUGUUCGUACUAUAUUAUAAAUGUUUUUACGGUCGAAAGGUCUGACAGUUAGCGUACAUAUGUAAAUACAUUUAUCAUUCAUGUCGUAUGAAGAUGUAUAGAUAUUAAAAUAUUCACCAAAGAGCAUCUAUUUAUAUUUGAAAUAUAUAUUAGGGCGGGUCGAAUUUUUUUCGCAUAAAGCGGCUAGCAAAAGCGAAAACUACAGAAAAUUCUAAGAAAGUUUUCCCAAGAAACCAUGGGUCUAAAAUUAAUUCCCAGUUUGCGCAGAGCGACUUUAGAUUUUGAGGUCAUACUUAUUAAAUUGUACUCAAAAACCUAUAGUUUUGAAAAUAACAGGAUGCCAUGCAAUUAAUGCAAUAAUAGCAGGCUUUUGUAACUUAUUCGUUUUUUCACGUGGCUGAGCUAAAAACAACACAAAAAAGCAAUCGUACGGUACUCUUACCACACAAGUGGUCUGCGUUGAAUAAACAAUAGUGUAUUCUAAAUAGUUUUUUCAAGUUUUAAAUAGUUUUCGAUUAAUAAAUUAUAAUGGAAACGUCUGCAAUGUCAGUUGAUUCCACCAAUUCAGAAAUUGAUACAAUUUCAAUGAACUCCGGGUCUUGUGUUCUUCCCAGUCUGAAUAUUGGCUUGCCAAGAAAUUUAAGUGAUCUAAAUCUACCAAGUAAUCGUGACGUAUUAAAUUACUAUUUAUUUUUACGCGUCUACAAAAAAAAGCAAUCGUACGGUAAUCUUAACACACAAGUGGCAAAAAAGUUUGGAAAAUUUGGAAUAAACUAAACAUUCGGUUAACCCUUUCAGCCCCAAAGGACUUUUUAAACGAUGUCAAACAUAUAUAGAAGUUGCUUAUAAGCAACUUUGGGGCUAAAAGGGUUAAUCAUGAUCAUGAAGUUGAUCUAUAGGAUGUGUAUUUUAAAGAAGUUUUUGUGUAUUUAACUUUUUAAACGAUGUCAAACAUAUAUAGAAGUUGCUUAUAAGCAACUUCGGGGCUGAAAGGGUUAACCAAUGA